CCGUCCGAGGGGUGGGGACGCGGCGGCGGUAGCGGUGGCUCCGUGUUGCCGGAGCCCGAGCGCGCAGGCCCGUCCCGGCGGGCGGGCGGCCGGGGCGGGGGCGCCAUGUGGUUCAUGUAUGUGCUGAGCUGGCUGUCGCUCUUCAUCCAGGUGGCCUUCAUCACGCUGGCCGUCGCGGCCGGACUCUAUUACCUGGCAGAACUGAUAGAAGAAUACACAGUGGCCACCAGCAGGAUCAUAAAAUAUAUGAUCUGGUUCUCCACAGCUGUGCUGAUUGGCCUCUACGUUUUUGAGCGCUUCCCCACCUACAUGAUUGGUGUGGGCCUCUUCACCAACCUUGUCUACUUUGGCCUCCUCCAGACCUUCCCCUUCAUCAUGCUGACCUCGCCUAACUUCAUCCUGUCGUGCGGGCUAGUGGUGGUGAAUCAUUACCUAGCGUUCCAGUUUUUUGCAGAGGAAUAUUAUCCCUUCUCAGAGGUCCUGGCCUAUUUCACUUUCUGUCUGUGGAUAAUCCCGUUUGCGUUCUUUGUGUCACUGUCGGCUGGGGAGAACGUCCUGCCCUCCACCAUGCAGCCCGGAGAUGACGUGGUCUCCAAUUACUUCACCAAAGGCAAGCGUGGCAAACGCUUAGGGAUCCUGGUUGUCUUCUCCUUCAUCAAAGAGGCCAUUCUACCCAGUCGGCAGAAGAUGUACUGAACUUCUGCGGAGGGGAUGCUGGGGCGAGAUCAGGAGGGUCAGGCCCCUGGGCCUCUGCACUAGGUGGGGCCGGGAGCUGGAAGGCACCUUCCCCCAGCCCUGGCCCUCCUUCCCUCGACUCCCCCGGAAGUCCCCAUCCCCACCAUCCUCAGGAGGCUCAGCUUGGCUCAGAUCUGAUGCUGCCAGAGGCUGAGACCUCAGAGGGCGCCAGGGAGGAUGCGGUGCCUGCUUAGCCAGGAGGCCGUGGUCCACCUGAGUGUGCAGAAGCGGAGCUCCUGUGGCCCUCCCGCCCCCUCCUGUGAUGGGUCCGGAGUUCUGGCUCAGCCAGGGCAGGCAGGGCAGGGGCCGUGAAGCUGGAGAGCAGACAGUGGUAACUGCUGUGAGCAGAUGGCCAUGGGGAGGGGCCGUGGCUUAGCACUUGCAAGAGAAAGUUUUUGCUGUUGAACUGUGAUUUCUGUCCAAGUGCUGAUUCCCGUUUGAAUAAAGAUUCUAGGUGGCCCUGUUUGCCUUAA
This is a messenger RNA of Balaenoptera acutorostrata (minke whale), 1208 nucleotides long. It is a transcript of the gene TEX261, whose product is annotated as testis expressed 261. Lineage: Eukaryota; Metazoa; Chordata; Mammalia; Artiodactyla; Balaenopteridae. Gene Ontology annotation, molecular function: COPII receptor activity. Gene Ontology annotation, biological process: endoplasmic reticulum to Golgi vesicle-mediated transport. Bases 106 to 696 code for a protein of 196 amino acids. The transcript is spliced from 6 exons. Gene Ontology annotation, cellular component: Golgi membrane; COPII-coated ER to Golgi transport vesicle; endoplasmic reticulum membrane. The record is from RefSeq and is a predicted model, not a curated record.